Molecule: messenger RNA, 2130 nt
Organism: Aureobasidium namibiae CBS 147.97
Lineage: Eukaryota; Fungi; Ascomycota; Dothideomycetes; Dothideales; Saccotheciaceae
Product: BRE1-domain-containing protein
Exons: 4
Coding region: 1-2130 (709 amino acids)
Cellular component (GO): nucleus; HULC complex
Molecular function (GO): ubiquitin protein ligase activity; metal ion binding
Source: RefSeq, a predicted model, not a curated record
AUGGAUGAGCGUAAGAGAUCCAUUCAGCCCGACUCGGACGACAUCUAUCCCAGCAAGCGCCAUCAGACCGCUCAGAAUGUGCCCCAGAUGAGGAUGGACUCCGAGAAGGAGAAGGACGUCGAGUCGUUCCAGAAAGACGCCAUCCUCCGCCAGAUGAAAGAGUACAAGCGCGAGAAGGCCCUCUACGAGUCUCAAGUCCAAGACCUGUCCAAGCGCUCCCAACACCAUGACGACCAUUUGCGCAUUGUCGACGCAUGGUUUACCCAGUUACUCGACGAGAUCAGAAUUCUGGUCGGCGACCUUGUCUCGGACCAAGAACCUGAGGCUGGUGAACUCUUCCGCUCAUCAUUGCUCUUCGAGGACCACUCUCAAUUCGAAUCUCACCUCAAAACCCGCUCUUCGAAAAUAAAGGCUGCUAUCAAGGAUGUUUUUGGCAGACUGCCUGCCGCCGAACCAGAAGUCAGGAGUCUGCAGGAGAGAUUAUCCGCUCUGUUGGCCACAGAAAAGGCACAUGUCAUUGAAAGCCAAAGAAUCAUUGGUGAGCGCGACCAGCUGUCAGAACGCUUGGAACAGGCCUCUUAUCGUUACCUCCUUGCCGAGAAAAAACUCGAUCGCGCAAAGAGUGCUCAAGUACAAAAGCUCGAGCGUCAGGCAACGAUGGGCGGAAUCUCGGAAUCCAGCUCCUCUACAGAAAAGAAAUCGGCCAAGAACGAGGUUGCUGAGACGAAUGGCGACGUUGAUAGUGCCGUUCAUGCCGCGGCAGAGACAGCACGCAGAGAGGCGCUUGCUGCGUCCGAGAAACGAAAACUUCAGACUGAACAACUCGAGGCAGAAAACAAGCAGCUGACAGAGGAAUUGACCUCAGCCAAGGUCCGACUCACAUCACUAUCCGACGAAGACUACGCUAAAACCGACCUCUACAAAUUGCUGAAAUCCCAGCAUGAAGACGUUAUCAAGCGUGUCAAUGAUUUGGAGGCCACCAACUUGCAGCUGCGCGAGGAAGCUCAGAAAUUACAGGCCGAAAGAACGUCGUAUCGCAACAAUAUGGAAGAGGAGUCACAGACGAAUAGCACCGACCUUGAAAGCCAACUGGCACGCGCCGAGUCUGAUCUUGCCCGUAUUCGCAACGCAAGAGAUGAACUAUCGGCUGAACUUUCUGUGCGUAAAGGAUCACAGGAGCAGAGUCAGGUGGCCUCAGAUUCAAUCAGAGAGCUAGCAGCUGCCCGGGAAACUCGUAUCGCUGCGCUGGAAUCAGAAGUUGAACGCCUCAGGCUGCAAAUCGGAGAGAGCACUGCUGCUUCUACUGACGAGGCUCUGCAAGGCAUGUCGGUCGAAGAACUACGAUCAAAACUCAAGACACUGGAGAACCAACACUUACUGCUCAACAACGAAUUACCGUCUAUGGAAGCGGCAUGGAAAAAGACCAAGAGCCUGGCUGAGAGGAAGGUGUCCGAGAUUACGGAAUGGGAAGAGCAGCGCACACGUAUUAACGCUGAGAAGGCAAAAGCUGACCAGAAGUACUUCGCUGCAAUGAAGGCAAAGGAGGCCCGCGAGAACGAACUUCGAACACUCAAGGCGCAGAAUGCAAAGAGUUCCGAGAUUGUCACCCAGCUGAAGGACGCCGAGAACAACAGCAGAACCCUGAUUAUCAAUCUGGAAAAGCAAAUCUCCGAGUCCAAGGAAUCGUUGACCUCCCUUUCCCAGCAAAACCGAACAAUGCAACAAAAACUCAGCGAAGGAAACAUAACUUUGGAGAAGCUUCGCACCCAAAUCACCGACAUGAAGAAAUUGGUUGUUUCAAAGGACGCUGCAUCUUCAGCGGCGGCAUCAGCGAAACGACAGGCUGAGGUUGAGCUUGAAGAAGUCAAGGUCCGCUUGGAAGAUACCAAGAAAUCUCUUGAUAACAUGAAGAGAAAGGGAUCUGGACGGGAGUCGGAAUCGGAUGACUGGCGGAAAAUCGCUAUUUGUCCUGUUUGCAACUCUAACCUACGCAACACCGUCCUCAAACUAUGCAGCCACACCUUCUGCCAAGGCUGUGUUCAGAAUCUCAUCGCCAAUCGAUCUAGGAAAUGCCCAUCAUGCGGUAAAGCAUUCGGCCAUGCAGAUCACAUGCCCAUCGUCCUGGCAUGA